AAGUUUUACCUAAUUAUAUUUAUAUAAUAAGCAGUAUUUAUAAAAAGUAAUAUAUCUACUAACAUGAAUAGCUUUCCACAACCAAUUUUAGACAAAUCAUUAGUAAAUUAUGAUAUAAGAGGGGCAAGAGCAAAAUACAUUGAAAAAGAGGUUAAAUUAUAUGAAAGAGAAUAAAAAAGUCCUCCUAUCCCUUAAAAAUACCCAGAAGAUUAUAUUGUCAAUACAAGACAUGGAAGUAACCCUGUUGUCUAAAAGGCAAAAAUUCCUAAUUAUGAAGUUCGCCUACCUUAAGGAUAAAGCCCAUUUGAUGCAGGAGGUAAAAAACAUUACUUUGUACACGAUGGGGAAAUCAAAGAGAAAAGAUCAUUAGAAAAUCCUUAUAACUUACCCCCAACUUAUGAAUUCAUUUAGCAAUAUUAUCCAAGAAAUCUAAACAUAUAAGAUAUAGAAGGAACAGUACCAGGUUCUCUCGGCAAUAAGGUUGUUAAGAAUAAAGAACAAGCUAAAAAAUUAAUAUAAAAAGAUAAAAGUGAAAUCGAAUAACUUUAAGAACUAUAAAAAAACCCAUAUGAAAAAUAUCUUGAUGCCCUUGACAAGUUUAAAAGCGAAAUGAAUUAGGGUUAAUCUGGAGAGUUUAAAGAUAGACAUCAUUUUAUUGUUAAUCCCGAUAAUCCAUACGCUCCUGUUGAUCAUCCUCGCUAUAAUCAAGGAAAUCAAAAUUCAAAUAAGGAAAACCCUGAAAAGAGCAGUGUUACAUAGGAAAAAGCUUUAGAAAAAGAAUCUAAUUUAGAUAGAUAGUAAUAUAAUCAUGAAAAUAAUAAGAAAUAUUAUUAAGAAGAUGAAGGUUACAAACCUAGAUAAUUUAGAGAUGAAAACAAACUUUAAAAUUUUAAUUCUUAGUAGGAAAUAAAAGAGUAGCAAUUUAAAAGCCAAGACUAAAAUUAAGAUUAUUAUAAAUAGCUAGAAUAUGAAAGAAUAAUGUAAGAGUAUGAAAAAGAAAAAAAGUUAGCUGAAUAUAAAGUAGAAUAGCAAAAUCUCUAAAAGGAAAGGGAAUAUUAAUUUUAAAAAAAUAAUGAAAUUUCUUUGCUUAAGAAUGAAAAGAGAUCUUAAUCCCCUUAUCAAAGGGAAUAAUAAGGCAUAAGAUAAUCUGGUAGAUAAUCUCCUGAAAUAGAUUAUAGAAGACAGGGGUUGUAAAGCCAAUAUAAAUCUCAACCUAAUUUAUCAAAAUUAAAUCAUUAGCAAGAUAUAAUAUCUCAUGCUAUAAAUAACAUUUCUCCAUAGAUAACAAAAUAAAACUUAGCUCCAAAUCUUAAUUUAGAAGGAUAUAUCUAAUAUGGAAAGGGAGCCAGGCUUAAUCCUACAAGUAUGUCAUAUGUGGGAACGGAGCUUGCAAAUAAAAAUAUAACUUUAUCUCAUAAUUUGCUUGGAAACUAAAUAAUAGCUAAAGAAAAAAUGUUAAGGGGAAAUUAAAAAGAUAACUUAAGGUAUACUCAUACUUAAUUGAAUUUUUAAAAGUUUGAAAAAUAUCCUGGUGAGUUUAUGGACAUUUUAAAAGCUCAAGGAAAGCCUCCAACAAACGAAAAUCUAUUUUAAUUACAAUAUGAAAGAGCGAAUGCACCAAAAAGCACUAUGGAAAAUUUAAUAAAAUAUCCAGUUAAUGUAUAUGAAAAAGGUGAAGGAAAUUUAGAUCAUUAUAAAAGAGAGACUGUUGCUCUUCCAUAAUAAAGAGAAUUACCUUCUGAAUAUCAGUAGCCAUUAAAAAAUAAUAGCAUUUUACAAUAAAGAUAAAAUGAUGAUUCAAUUGAGUAUAAGCAAUACAAAAACAAUACUCCUUUUGGAGCUCCUUUUUCUUAUAAUCCAAAUGAGUAUAAAAAAAAGGAAAUGGUUGCAUUGAAUCAUUCUAAAUAGUUAGAAAAAAUUGAAUAAAUGAUGGAUAAAGCAGACAAAUAAAUAGAUAAUAUCCAAAGAAGUUCACCAGAUAUUUAACAGCCACAUAUAAAAAAAACUUUAAACCCAGAUCAUUAUGCAGAAAUUAUAAGUUAGAUUAGAGCUGAAGAAGAAGAAAAAGCUCGUAAUAAAAUGGAAUAUUAAAGGUAUUUAGAAUAAAAACAUUAGUAAGAAAGAUUUGCAGGGCUAGGAUCAUAUGGAGAUGUUUAGAGACAAAAAGAUCAAAAAUAAAAUUAAUCUAUGGAAUACAUUUAACAAUAUGGUGCUAAAGGACUUAGAAAUUUAUCAAACGUCAGAAUUAUUUGA
This is a messenger RNA of Tetrahymena thermophila SB210, 2253 nucleotides long. RefSeq lists its product as hypothetical. The transcript is spliced from 9 exons. The record is from RefSeq and is a predicted model, not a curated record. NCBI's taxonomy places the organism in Eukaryota, Ciliophora, Oligohymenophorea, Hymenostomatida, Tetrahymenidae.